AAAAACUGUCUUUCUCUGGGUGGACACCUUGCAUCCGUUCACAGCGUCCUGGAGUACCAUGGUAUUCAGACAGCCAUCAUGAGCUCCAGUUUCAAUCAUCCGUACACAUGGAUUGGAGGCUCUGAUGCACAAGAGGAGAAUCAAUGGUUCUGGAGUGAUGGGACACCAUUUGACUACACGAUUUGGGACAAUGGAGAGCCUAACAACUUGGGGGGUCACCAGCAUUGCAUUCAAAUGAAUUGUGGAGAUGCGAAGGCCUGGGAUGACGUGCAGUGCUGGACUAAACUUCCAUCUAUUUGUGCCCAGUGAACCUGAUCCCUUCACUGGCAGUGAAGCCUCAGGUGCCCCUUGAUUAGGAAAAAGGGGGUGCAAGCUUUCAAACACAUCCGAUUGUAUUUCACAUCUAUACUUUUCUUUUCUGUCGCUGUAACGCUACAUAAGGAACGAUACGACGACUGACACGAGCUGGACGGUGUUUGAGGCCUUGAGCCUCAAUAAGAGUGGUUAAGGGAAAAAAUGCUUCUAGCACAACCUUACAUAUAUUCUACACAUAUUCUUUCUUUCUUUAUGCAUUAAUAAAAAGCUAGAGCAUUGAAA
This is a messenger RNA of Gasterosteus aculeatus aculeatus (three-spined stickleback), 597 nucleotides long. The record is from RefSeq and is a predicted model, not a curated record. Lineage: Eukaryota; Metazoa; Chordata; Actinopteri; Perciformes; Gasterosteidae.